Cyprinus carpio (common carp) is the source of this 649-nucleotide messenger RNA. It is a transcript of the gene tmem141, whose product is annotated as transmembrane protein 141. NCBI's taxonomy places the organism in Eukaryota, Metazoa, Chordata, Actinopteri, Cypriniformes, Cyprinidae. The record is from RefSeq and is a predicted model, not a curated record.
UCACAUUUUCUUCGCUGCACAUGCGGAAGUUUCACAACAAUAACAAAGCGAAGUGGAAGAAACUCAUACCAGUUUGGAGGUUAUAGACCAUAGUUAUUAGCAGGAUGGUAAACCUCGGCCUCACCAAAGUUGAUGAUGCGGUUGCAGCAAAACACCCGGGUUUGCAGCAGUACGCCGCUUGUCAGUCUUACGCCUUUAUGAAAGGCACAGCAAGCUUCAUACUGGGCACAGCUGGUUUAUUUUUUGCACAACGAGCACUUCAGAAAAGAAUCCCAUAUCCCCUUCAGUGGAACCUUCUAGUGUCUAUUGUUUCGUCCUCUGUAUUCAGCUAUUCAGUAACUCGCUGGGAGACCAUGAAGUGCUCAGACUUGUGGUUAUUUCUUGAGACAGGAAAUGUUCCUGACAGAAACUCUCCUAAGGAAGAACCACAAACUCCAGCAACACCUGCAGAUCCCAAAGUCACACAAUAUGGGGAUGUGAUAGAAUGAGCUCAAACCUUUGUUUGUCUAAUAGUCUGAGAGGCCAAUACGAAGACUCUGUAUUAAUUCAUUUCAGGGAAUUGCAUUGAAUUUAGGAGGAUGUUUAACCUUUCUAAACUGAAAGUGUAUUUGGUUCUGGUGUGUCAAUAAAUAAUUCCCAUUACGAAUCA